CAAAGAGGCUUUCUAGUUGAUCGACAAUAUGACACUUUCGUAGAAAUUCUUUGGAAAAUCAGUUGAAACAUGAGAGAGGACGCUAUUCUUAUAUUCGUAUCUUCCCUCGUCUCGGUCCAUUGUCAUUUGUUCACCGAUGCAGGUUCAGACCAGCACUGCGAGGAUGACACGUGCAUAACAGAUGAAAGACCGUGUUUUAUUCCUCGGGAAAAAGGUAUCUUAACGCGCCUAGAUGGAGUAAAAGUAAGUAAAUAUGAGGGCAAACAAAAACGAUUAUUAACGUUUCUGUUAUGCCUGUGUAUCUGUUAUUAUUCCUCCAUAGAACAUUGCAAUUUCGGCUGGGUAAUUUUUGUUAUUUUAUCGAAAUCAGUGACUCGAGGAAAAUUAUGUAAUUUCCGUGACAGUCCUAAUCAGAAAGCUUCAUCUUCCCCUGGAAAAGCCAUAAAAUGAACAAUAUUGUUAUUCUAAUGAAGCCUUUCGAUUUUCAGUUAAUCAAACUUUUUUGAAUUGGCUAAACACUGAGAGCUGGUUGAUUGAACGAAAUCUCAUUUGCACUAUGGUUGCAGACCAUCAGAAUUGUUUAUGGUCGGGUUAUUUAAAGUAAAUUAACGCUUUCCUGUUAGCUGAAUUUCUUCUUGACACUGUUUAGAAAUGAUCAAAGUUUGAAUCAAUGAUCGGGCCACAGAUUUAUUCAAGAACGUCUGAUAUUAAUUUAUUAAAAAAGGCAGGAUCUAACUUAAAGCUUACUUUCCAAACUCAUCAAAUUUCCUAUUUUAUCUUAAAAUAAGGCUUACACUUGCUACUUCGAAGCAUUUCGUGUUGUGAAAAUAUUCCAAAUCGUUGCAAUUUUCAGUUUCAUAUUCAAAAUAUAAUUUACGCUAUCAAUUUUUUGUUAAAAUUCAUUUUUCCAAAGUAUAGUUUAGAUUCUCUGUAUCUGUUUAAAGUCAACUUUUCGAGCUGACUGCAAAAAACUGGUACCCGGUCUUAUCACAUAAAGAAUACAAUAAAUACACCAGAUGGUUUACUGGUACAGUUUAAAGAUUCUGUCACGUGUUGCAGUAGAGUUAAAAUUCAUAUCAAGUCUUAAUCGUUAAAAAUAUUAUGUGACGAAAAUAACUGAUUAACACCUCCAGAGAAGCCAGUUCAAUUUACCUUAGUUACAGUUUAUAAUUCAAGCAAACCAUGGGUUGAAGCGAAUGGCCAUUAAAAUAGUUGAACGUUUACAUCUGUUUCCUUUCUCGCUUGAACCGAUAUUGCCAAAUUACUAAUUACUAUACGAUUUUAAGGUUUUGCUCUGCGUGAUGCAAUAUCCCUCUGAAACAUUUACUAACCUUUCACACCCUAACAUCAUUAUGCACAUUCUCCAUACUGUACUCCAUACAUUUCCUUAGGAGAUGACAAGGAGAAUUUGUUUAACAAUCAAGAGCUUCUUCAUUUGGUGAUCAUUUCGUUGAUUCUCGUGACCUUAAAGUUUUAUCGAAAGGUGACAUUGUAAGGAGAAAUUAGAUGAUGACCCUCCUUAGCGAUUAAAUAAAGGUGUCCUCAGGGUUUUUUAAAAAUCGUUUCGGGUAAAAGCAAUUGUAUAGUAUCAAUUCAACUCUGGAAUUUUUAAACAUGUUUCGCCAUCAUCUCGAAGUUUUUAUGUAUGAAAAUCAAGAGGAAUGUUUGAUUUCUACGUGAAGAAGUUCCACUUUAGCGAGCUAACAAUCAUCAUUUUUCUUUAGGUUGGGCACAAACAGAAAGUUGAUCUUGGAGCAGAAGGAAAAAAAGUACUGAUAACUCGGGCUUUGAAACCACUCUUGUUUGGUGAGUGUCAGCCCAACGUACAUUUAAGGGAAUUUGAGACUUUUUUUCAGCAACUCUUGCCCAAACCACGUACAAUUCACCUCUAUUGGCGUAUGCGUAGCCAGAAAUUAGGAAAAAUUGGUUUUGGUUAUCAAGGGAGCCAUUUCUGUCUACAAUUUGGUUGCAACUUGGCUACAUAUCCACUGUAUCUGCCAGAAGAUGAAGAAAUAAACAUUCAAUAUUAAGCGAAAUAAAUGGUAUAAAAAUAUGGCGGAAUUUCAUCUGAAAAACAACGAACAAUUUUCGCACCUUUUUCAUUAUCUAUCUUACCUCCUCAGAGAUCCCGAAUUUCUUAUCUGAAGAAGAAUGCAACCACGUUAUAUCACUGGCCAAUGAAAAGGAGUUGGUCAAAAGUGUCGCUAGAGGAGGACUAACAGAGAGCGACACAUGGACACAUGACCCAAAUCGUAAGUGAGUUAAAUUAAUUACCACACAGGCUGAUUUUAAUUGGACACAUCAAAAUCGAAACUUAGUGGCAAACAGCGAAGGCAAGUUUGGUUUAACUUCUACUCGGUGCUAUGCAAUGAAAAAUCAAAUUAAGAAAAUUUUUCUGUGAGUAGGACCUUCAGCUUUAGAAACUUGAACACAAAAGUGAGUGAGAUAAACUGGUCAAAAGACUAUAGUGUCAAACUUUAAAACACAAUAAGUCCAGCUCUAAACAGAUGAUUUAGAACUACUUGAUAGAUUUCUCCCUGAAUUGUAAGCUAUUAGGUCCCCGUACCGCUGUUAGCCUCUUAGUUGUACCAUUACUAAUGGUGAUAACAGCAAUCACAACAACAUCACAAAUAACAAUAACAUAGAGAGCAACUAUAACGAAACUAUGACGAUGACGUUGACGAUUAUGAUUCUGAUAAUGAUAAUGAUGAUGGUGAUGACUAUGACGAUGACGAUGAAAAUAAUGGAAAUUUUAGUGAUAAUGGAGAUAUGAUAAUGAUAAAAAUGAUAAUGAUAUGAUAGUGAUAAUGAUAAGAAUAAUGUUAAUGAUAAUGAUAAUACAAUGAUAAUGAUAAUAAAAUGAUAAUGAUAAUGACAAUGAUAUUAUAGUGAUGAUAAUAAUGAUAAUAAGAAUAAAAAAAUGAUAAUAAAAUGAUAAUGAUAAUGACAAUGAUAUUAUAAUGAUGAUAAUAAUGAUAAUAAGAAUUAAAAAAAUGAUAAUAAAAUGAUAAUGAUAUUAAUAAUGAUAAUAAAAUGAUAAUGAUAAUGGUAAUGAUAACGAUAUGAUAGUGAUAAUAAUGACGAUAAUGAUAAUGAUGAUGAUAAUGAUAAUGAAAUUAAUUGAUUACAAAAUUCCCUUUGAAAAGACCAAUUUGAAUUGCAGUAUUUGGAAAAGCGGAGGGCUCGAGAGGACUGUAUGAAAAUUGGGACUUUGAUCAAGAUGGAAAAAUAACAAUUGAUGAGGUGAGGACAGUACAGUAUUCUAUAUGUAAAAAGAAACACCCCAGCUUUGUUACCUGUCAGAUCAGUAACGUUGAUGAAUAUAAAAUAAUUUUUUUCCUUUCAGAUAAAGAGAUUUGCGAAGGUAGAAAGGUACCUUUAUCUCACGGAUGAGGAAGUGAAACGCAUGUAAGUUUGCCUCCACUCUAAGGUGAAUUACUACAUGGAUCGAAAAUACAUUAAAUAGACUGUUUAAUAGCUUUGCAAUGCUUAAAGCGUUUGUUCGCGGAUCUAGCCGAAAAAGAUCACGUAGUCGAGGAAGGAUUUUAUUCGUCGUCUUACGUCAAGCAUGGGAAAUAGGAAAGAAAUUUGAUUCCCCCUGAAGGAAUAAAUCCCCCGGCGUCUUUCAUAAAACUUUACUUGUGGACAGGAUUCACUCAAAUCGAGGAGGUUAGAUCCCUCCUCCUUUUUCCCACUCGUACUUAGCUAUAUUUCGAGCCACUUUGAGUAAUUUUGCGCUGUUUUCUAUCAGUUGAACGCUUUCAUCAAGUUAAUGUUCUGUUACGUAUUAAAAUAAUCAAAUAACAAAAUUCGAAGGGAAAAACUUUUCUACGCAGAUUUAACACCUUUGCACGAACCUGGAUAGAAUUUGUAAAACACAUUUAUUAAAAAGAAGUUUGCUGUUCACAGAUUUCACGACUUGAAGCUACGGGAGUUCGAUGAUAGUAAGUAAAGACCAUAACGUAAGAGAUAUGAUAAUCUCAGAAAUGUGACAUAUUUAAGGGUUCUGUUUAAAUGGUUUGAACCGAUUGCAGUUUCUUGAAUGUGCAACUAGAGGACAAAAAUAUCGCAGAACUAUGAGGGGCGACCAGACAAUAUAUUUUGAAAAACUAGCUCACUUUUAUAUAGAAAUUAAAACAGUAACUUAAUAAAUCAGUCACUCAGUCUGUCAAUCACUCAAUCAAUCAAAAAAAACCAAUCAAUCGUUUCCCUUAAAUGCAAGCAUAAAAGGGUCUGACAAUAGUUCUGCAAAUACCUCUUAAGUGAUGUGCGCACAUUCAUCCAGAAAAGAUUCUCAUACGGACUCUGAUGAUGUAGGUGUCAUUACUCGUGAGGAGUUUCAAGACAUGAACACGCUCCUUGUUGACAGCUACUUGUACGAAAUGGGCCGCAGCCAUCCGCGUCACCGAGAAAGAUUCAGUGAACAAACAUGGCUGACAGGGGAACACGAAGACGGAAUUCUUCAAGACAUCCGCAUGAGGUUGGACGAUUAUAGUUGCAUAGACCUAUAAUUAAUGUCAACUAGCACAAUUAUUAUGGAGCCAUUACCGCAUGUUACUCUCUUAUCUCACUCUUUAGCUCCUGUGUAAGUUUUGAUGAAAUUUCAUCCUGCCCCCGAAUUGAACAUCCGUGCUGGGGAGGGUCCGGGGCAGGGUAUACUACGUACAGUGGUCCCGAGGGGAUCACCCUGAGUAAAACGGUCACAACUUAUUUACCGUUUUUUAGAGGAAAUGGCCUGCCUUGACUGUUUAGCUUUUAAAUUGACUUGUUUCACUUCGCUUUGAUAUUAUUUUUUUUACUUCAUUUUCAGUCUCCUUACUCAUAGAUGGCUGCAAGAAGGAGCCCGUUACCCGGAUGUAGAAAUGACAAGCAUACCAAAAAAAAUGUUCCCAAAAUAAGUAAAAAAACUCGAAGACCUUGUAAGGGAAAGGGGGGCUUCGGGUAAUUGGCUCCUGAAGCAAAAAAUUGUGGGAAGCAAAAAAGCGUUAUGUAGUUGAUUAGAAAUCUUUUGAAAUUAUCUCAUAACUUUUUCUUGCAGAGUACAGGCAGUUACAAAGCUGCCCGAUGAGAUUAUCUAUGGAAGUGAGUACUUACAGGUAAAGUUAAAACAUUUUUUCUCUUGCCGAAACAGAGAGAGAAAAAUCAAGAGGAAAAUAGAAAUAAGAGAAGCUGCUUAUGGGAAAAAAAUGAACUCCCGCAUAAGAAACAUGACGAUCUUCUGACGAAUCACAGCGCCAUAGAAUAUCAAAUGUUGCUUAAAGUCAAUCUGGACUAACUGCACAGGAUUCAAUAAUUAAAUAGUCCUGAAAUCAAAAUUUUAAAAACGACUCUUUAUAAGGUGCUUUUACUCAAUCCUCUCACUCCUAGAAGAGACUAUAAGAUAUUUUCUCCUUAAUUAAUUAUUGGUCAAUUAGGAAGAUAAUGAGACGAAAGACAAAUAUCAAUGAAGGUAAAUCAAAUGAUGAUACUAACCAAUAAUCAAAGCCUUAAAUAUGAGAAAUAGACGAAAAAUCAGGAGAAAUAAAUUUUUGAUCUUAGGGGCAAAAGAGGUAAAGCCUAAUGUUUCCCCCAUUGAAAACAAAGCCUACGCCGAACAUAUCAUUAGACCUUCUUCCGAAACGGGUUUGACAAACUUAUUACACUCACCAGGUUGUCCGUUAUGGAGUUGAUGGACAUUACCACGCCCACCUCGACAGCGAGACGCAUGAGCAUCCCGAGAUACCCUGCUGUCAUCAGAUUCAAGGAGCCGGAAUGGAUCGUGAAAGGAGAUGCAAGUUAUGCAGGUAUCUAGCAAAGUAAUAGAAAUAGACGUUUAGGGAUUUAGUAUAUACAUGCCUAUGAGAGAAAGAGAAACUAGCUCUGUUACUUGAGCUUGAAAAAUCACUUUCCUAAUAUCGAUAUGGAAUUUUGUGGACAAUGGAACUAGAGAACAUGCAUUUACUACACCCAGAAUAUGUGUUGAACUUUUAGAUUCGAGAGCGAUAUGCGAUUAGCUGCUUACUAAUUAUACAUUGACCAUUUUCCAGAUAUGUUACGAUCCUCUAUUUCUUAAAUGAACCUCCCGAGGGAGGUGAAACGGCUUUCCCGAUGGCGGACAACGCAACGUUUAUUAAAGAGGUCAGUUAAACUUUUCUUUUCUUUUGAAACUAAUUCUGAUUUGACAAAACAACAACUGCAGUUAAAAAUCAACUGGCAAUUGAAACACUUCGAGCAAAACUUUUGGCUAACAGGCUGACUGGUGCAAAUAAGAAUUAUAUUAAUCAAGGCACUCGGUAAUAUCAAUGGAAUUGUGAGUAAAAUUUGGUAUCAUUCAAUUUUAUCAACUUAUUGGAACGCUAUCAGGGCAAGGAAGAGAAAUGAAAGUAUCCGGUGCUAGAACUAGGCCCAGGGUAUGUCCGACCAAGCACUGUUAAAUUUCCACCUUUCUCUUCCCUAGAAUAAUCAUCCAACCGAUAAGCAUUUAUGUCACACCAAAAAUCUGGUGUUAAGAUAGAUAUUGAUAACCCAUUCAAUUAAUGUUGUUUCCAGAAUUUCGCGUCGUUACGUUCCAAGGAAGAUUUCUACAAUUUAAGUGAGUUUUGCCACAAGUCAAAUCUGGUGGUGACUCCUAAAAAAGGAACUGCUAUCUUGUGGUACAACCACGAGAUGGACCCAAACAGUGGCUGGCUGGGGAGAAUGGACGAGUAUUCAAUUCACGGAGGAUGCGCAGUCAAAAGGGGGAUAAAAUGGAUAGCGAACAACUGGAUCACCGCCCCAUAUAAGAAGCUUGCUCAUGUCCCAAGUCAGUACAUACUGGGUCCGGAUAUUUACUUCAGUGAAGAUUAAAAAAAGAUGAUUUCGCUCGGAUAAAUGAGGAACACAAGCCAGUAGUCACUGUACUGAUCGAUAAAGCGUAGGUGCAAUAUGCACACGAGCCUCGUAAACAAGACUCUUUC
This is a messenger RNA of Pocillopora meandrina, 6935 nucleotides long. The record is from the annotation of a GenBank genome assembly. Lineage: Eukaryota; Metazoa; Cnidaria; Anthozoa; Scleractinia; Pocilloporidae.